Messenger RNA from Schistosoma margrebowiei, 660 nucleotides. The record is from the annotation of a GenBank genome assembly. NCBI's taxonomy places the organism in Eukaryota, Metazoa, Platyhelminthes, Trematoda, Strigeidida, Schistosomatidae.
AUGUUUCGAUUUAUGUUUAAAUCUAGGUUAAAUGCUACAUAUGAAGAAUACAUGAGUCUUUGUGAUGCAAUCAAUACUGGUGUAACCACAUCAGCUAUUGCUCGUGGAGCUAGCAGACUUAUAAGUGGUUACCAGUUGCCGGAUCUUUUAAAUUUGCCAACAACUUCUCUCAGAGUUAGUUCAGUAAUUGGAGCGAAUUCCUGUGAAAUGGUAGUUUCUGCUGCACCAGUUGGUCGUACACCUUGUUUAAAUACUGACCAAUCAGCUUUGGAAGCUGCUGCUUCAGUUGGAACACCAGCACCAGAUCCAUCCACUGCCGCUGGUUAUUACACUGCUGGAGGAUAUGAACCAUUGGCUGCCGCUCUUGGUAAUACAUCUGGGCUUCCACCUCCUGUCCCAACAGGUAUACCCGUUAUGACACCUUCAGUUGCAAUUCUUCCCGGUGUGUCGGAUACAUCGACUUCAGGUGCGGCUGGUUUGACAGCAGAUGCAUAUGCAACUUAUUACUAUACUGCAACAACUGGUGCGUCGUCUGUUCUCGCACCUGUCAUUGUUCCAGCGGCAGUAGAUGUCAAUUUGUCCGCGUCAUCAGGGGUUACCUCAUCGGUAGUAACUUCAGUAACCACAUCUCUGUCAUCAACGAUAUCCGUUGGACAAUAA